GUGAGUGGUGGCGCAGUGGAGUGAUGGCGCAGUGGGCACUGCUCCCUCCAAACAAAUGGGCUGCUGCUUCCUUGUGGAAAGGAAAGGAAAAACCCCUGCGCCAGACAUGCUCCCCGAGACACGAGAUGUACAGCACACACAUGCGAGACACGUGGAGACAGGGGAACUUCCAGCAGCACCAGCAGCCUUAUCUGAAGCCUUCACUGAGCCAUAGCCACUCUGGAGCAGCAGGGAGGAUGUUCCUAUGGGCUGGAGCCAAAGGCGGCGCUCAAAGAACAGGACAUGAGGGAAGGACAAUAUACCAAAAGAUCCGUGAGCAUGACAUCUUGGACAAGAGGAAGACGGUGACGGCUCUGAAGGCAGGAGAGGACCGAGCCAUUCUGCUGGGCCUGAGCAUGAUCCUAUUCUCCGUCAUGAUGUACUUUGUCUUGGGCAUUACUAUGGUGCGCUCCUACUCAGACAGCGUGUGGACGGAGGAGUCCAGCUGCACUGUGCUCAACUCUACUGUCGUGGCCGAGAUUAACUGCACCUACAGCUGCGGCUCCGAGUGCUGGAAGAGUUCCAGGUAUCCAUGCUUACAGGUGUUCGUCAGUCUCAACACAUCCGGCCGAGUGCUCCGGCUCUCCUACAACGAGGAGGCACAGGACUCCAACCCCGAGUGUUUCUAUGUUCCCAAGUGCCGCAAGGAUCACACUACCAUGCACUCAAUGGUCCUGAACAUCUCUGAGAGACUGAAGAUGCACCAGCAGGUGCCUUGCUACUACGACCCAGGCGAGCAGCAGGACUCCGUGCUGCUGACCAGACUCUACGGCCGCGGCGCCGUCUUCCACUCCCUCUUCUGGCCCACGUGCAUGUUCGUCGGGGGCACGCUCAUCAUCGCCAUGGUGAAACUCACACAGUACCUGUCCAUUCUGUGUGAGCAAAUCAGUCGGAUUAAAAGGUGAGAGACAGACGUGAUGACCGUGACUGCAGACUAGAUGAUCCCUUAUUUCCUCAUCUCAGGAAAGGUGGACAAAAAGGAGCUGGUGUGUGCUUUUUUAUUUGGACUCAUGAUGACUCGCUCAAUGAGAGGAGGAUAAGAGCAAGAGAGAUGUCUCUGACUGAUGUGUUUCUCACAGGCUUGGUCUCUCCCUCUUCGAGGCUGCACGCCACAGAGAGAGAGUUGCUUCCGUUUCCAGGCAGAGACGCAGUACACCGGUCCUGGAUACAGUGUGACAACUGCUUGCAGUGUCCAGGGCAGAGUUGACCUUCCAAAUCAGCACUCUUCAGAGAAACAUGCCCCCCUCCCCCAACAUGCCCCCCGCUCCCAAAACAUCCAAGCACCUCUAUCCAGCCUGUUUUGAUUUGAACACUUCUAUAAACACUACAUUCACAUCAGUUGAUACAUACACAAUGUGUGUGUGUGUGUGUGUGUGUGUGUGUGUGUGUGUGUGUGUGUGUGUGUGUGUGUGUGUGUGUGUGUGUGUUUGUGUGUUUGUCUGUGUAUAUGUGUGUUUGUAUAUGUUUGUUUGUCCACGUGGCAAAACUCACCCAUCUAUUCAGGUUGUGUUGACAUAGUGAAGAUCUUUUGUCCAAGACACAGUACAUGAAAGGGCACCCAGAAAAAUACCUUUCCAAUCUCGUCCCUUUGACUUGUCCCUAGGAAACGUGUGUGUGGGUGGAAGAGGGGAGAGGGAUUGUCACAACACAGAUUGGAUGGAGUCCAAUUGUACACCGAAGAGCAAAGGUCGACACAAGUGGCCAAAUUGUGCCGCUCUGUUGACAUAUGUUCCCUGUCUGGAUGCACAGAAACCUCAUUCCAAGCCAACACUGUGGGAUACCGCCUAAAGUGGAAUCAUGCUUCCUUCUAGACAAUGUGGUGUAACUCUGAGCAAUUGUAGUUGUCUGGGUGGCGAUUCUAGACAAAUUCCAGUUAUUCCGUGCUGUGUGCUCUUUUUUCUCUCUUUUCUGAGUGGCAGGGGGUUGCAACAUGACACAUAUCUUGUGCUCAUAAGCAUGCAUUUUCUUAAAAGUAAUCUGUAGUUGAAAAGAGUUGCCUAACUGAUGCAUAUUUUAUUAAAACAACUCCUGUGCAUCCUGACCAAAGCACUGCAUAUCUUUAAGUUAACCAUUGGUUGCAUUUUUGCUUCCAUAGUAGCAAUCAUCAGUUGCAGUCAGUCUUUCGAAAUGGAUGCUGAAUCACCUGGUUAUCUGUUUUACAUGAAACAGUUCUUGCCCUCCUUAAUAAAAAACAACUUCUACAAAUAAAAUAGACUACUAUCCAUCAGUUUUACACAGCCAGUGUUAACAUGUUUGGGUUUGUUAGAGUUUGGUUUGUGUGGUGUUGAUGAGAUCUAAUGGUAUAGCAUGGCGUUGUUCGUAGACAUAUGAAUUUUUAUGUUUCUGUCAACGAAGCACCAAAAAGGGACUGUAGCUUUACUGCUGAGAAAGCAAAUGUGAGAACCUGUGAACAUGUCCCGUUCUCUCUUUACUGGUCUCUCACGGACAUAUGUAACUUAGGCACAACAUGACAAGAGUUCACAGUCUGGGAACAACUUGUAAGAACUGUAAUUAGAAACGUGUUGAAAACCAAACUAAUGAUGCUCGUCUGCAGGCUUUUCCACUAGGACAGUGACCUUGUUCUGCAUGUCCCUGUGCUGUAAACCCCACAUUUUCAGUUACACUUUGAGCUCUGUCUAUCCCACCCAUAUUAAGUCCACAUUUUACUGUGGGUGUCUCUCUUUUUUAUACAGUCUAUGUCUCCUAGAAAGACUAGCCUAUACCAGUGAUGGGGUUGUUGGUUCCAUGGCCAAAUGGGCUCCAGGUCUUGUGUGAUAUUGUCCCAGAGGUAUUUGUUAUCUGGAUAAAGCAGUCAAUAUACUCGCGAGCCAUAACAGUCUUGUGCAUGCUACUCCACAUUUGAUGCAUAUCUGAAUGAAUGGCAAUGAUAUGAUUCCUUUGUGUGUGAUGGAAACGGUGGUUCUCUCUUUUCUGUUACGGAUGUGUAGUUAACGUGCAUUUAUGUAAUGUGACAGCUGGAAACCAAGCCACAUCUGGACCAGCCAUUUUGAUUUUACAGAAACCUAAAAUAACAUCAUUGAGAUAGAACAGUUGUACUUGUACAAAACCCAUUCUGAUUACAAAAGCAUCUCCAGGAGGAGUCUGUUUCCGCAGUUGCGGUGAGGUGGGUUUGCUCAGGAGGACUUUCCUGCAAGGGCAUCUUUCAAAGCCCAAUCAGCUGACUUUUAUGUCAUAGUGAUUCAGCUGAAGCAGAGAUCUAAUCAGUCGCCACCCUGUCAUCAUAUCAAUCAAAAAAAGGCCAUUUUGACCAUGCACCGUCUUUUUAUGUGAUAGAUGUGAUUAAACAGAGAGACAGAGACUGCUGGAUGCUGUCACAAAGUUACACUAUUGGAGCCUGAGAAUACAAU
Alosa sapidissima (American shad) is the source of this 3407-nucleotide messenger RNA. RefSeq names its product calcium-activated potassium channel subunit beta-2 (gene s100p). The transcript is spliced from 5 exons. Bases 24 to 944 code for a protein of 306 amino acids. Gene Ontology annotation, biological process: detection of calcium ion; potassium ion transport. The record is from RefSeq and is a predicted model, not a curated record. Lineage: Eukaryota; Metazoa; Chordata; Actinopteri; Clupeiformes; Clupeidae. Gene Ontology annotation, cellular component: voltage-gated potassium channel complex; membrane. Gene Ontology annotation, molecular function: potassium channel regulator activity; calcium-activated potassium channel activity.